AUGGGUAUUGACUUGGACAACCACCACGUGACCUCUGGUCACCGCAAGGCGCCACACAGCACCAACCCAUACCGCAAGCUGUUGCACAAGCUGUACAGCUUCCUCGACCGCCGCACGGACAGCAAGUUCAAUGCUACCGUCUUGAGGAGACUGCGCAUGUCGCGCAUCAAUACCCCGCCGAUCUCCCUCUCCAAGAUUGUCGCCGUAUCUGCCAACAAGCACAGCGAGAAGGCACACGAGGGCAAGAUCCGCGCUGUCGUCGGUACCGUCACCGAUGACAACCGUCUCCUCGAGGUCCCCAAGCUGAGCAUCGCCGCUCUCCGCUUCACCGCGACCGCCCGUGCUCGCAUUGAGAAGGCCGGUGGUGAGUGCAUCACCUUCGACCAGCUCGCUCUCCGCGCCCCAACUGGCUCCAACGUCAUCCUCCUCCGUGGUCCCAAGAACGCCCGUGAGGCCAAGCCAUACGUCGAGAGCAAGGGCCGCAAGUUCGAGCGCGCUCGUGGCCGCAGACGGUCGCGUGGUUUCAAGGUCUAA
Molecule: messenger RNA, 534 nt
Organism: Zasmidium cellare ATCC 36951
Lineage: Eukaryota; Fungi; Ascomycota; Dothideomycetes; Mycosphaerellales; Mycosphaerellaceae
Exons: 5
Coding region: 1-534 (177 amino acids)
Biological process (GO): translation
Cellular component (GO): ribosome; cytosolic large ribosomal subunit
Molecular function (GO): RNA binding; structural constituent of ribosome
Source: RefSeq, a predicted model, not a curated record